AUGCAGCGUAUCCAGAACCCGGCAAAGGUGGCCCUUCGUCAACGGAUCAAGGAAAAACUCCAAGCACUGACGGUCGAAGAGCGUGGUCGACAAUCGAGUAUCAUUAUCGAAAAGCUCACGAGCUUGCCGUUCUACGAGCAGUGUAAAAGGAUUAGUGUCUUCCUGAGCACCGACACGGAAGUCAACACCCGGCCAUUGCUGGAGCGGAUGUUUCACCAGCGGAAGCAGGUUUUCGUGCCAACCUACAACAAGAACGCGAUGAGAAUGGUGAGAAUCAAUGAUAUGGAGGAUUACGAAGCGCUUCCGAAAACUGCCUGGAAUAUCAAGCAGCCUCCGUUCGACGAUGCGGCACGUGAGGAUGGACUCGCAACAGGUCUGGAUCUCAUCAUCUUGCCCGGGGUGGCCUUCACUGCCGGAGGCGGCCGUCUGGGUCACGGCGGGGGAUAUUAUGAUCGAUUUUUACGGGAAUACUUUGGCAAGUUCCCCAACACGGCGCAGGGCGCCACGCACCUCGUUGGCAUCGGCUUCCGGGAGCAGAUGGUGGACGACGAUACGCUGCCCACCGACGAGCAUGAUGUUCCGAUCGACUGUGUUGUGACUGCUGACUGAGGUGAAAGUGAAGUAAUAUUCAAAAAUCGUUUGCUGUUCGAUUUGCUUUUUAUCGCUUACCUGUCUGACCAGUUUUUACGAGUCCUUAAAAGUAUGGGAUUAAACUUGUGCGUACGACCACUUUUAAUAUGUCCAAGGGGUUUUUACUUGCUACAUUUCAUAUCUUUCAAAUAUCAAAAUCAACUUUUCAAUUCCUUUUAUAGCUCAACUUUUUAAGUUUGU
Anopheles coustani is the source of this 831-nucleotide messenger RNA. It is a transcript of the gene Mthfs, whose product is annotated as 5-formyltetrahydrofolate cyclo-ligase. The transcript has 4 exons. Gene Ontology annotation, biological process: tetrahydrofolate interconversion; folic acid-containing compound biosynthetic process. Gene Ontology annotation, molecular function: 5-formyltetrahydrofolate cyclo-ligase activity. The record is from RefSeq and is a predicted model, not a curated record. The coding region runs from base 1 to 609 and encodes 202 amino acids. Gene Ontology annotation, cellular component: mitochondrion. Lineage: Eukaryota; Metazoa; Arthropoda; Insecta; Diptera; Culicidae.